ACCUUCUCAUUUCCUUUGACUCGCAUUGCGUUGAUUCACUUCAUCCCCCGUGCUAUAAUAUUCCAUUUUCGUCGCGCUGCCCCACAGAUCCCCGCCACCAGCAGCCGCAAUGUCUCACCAAACUGGGAGGGACAUCGUUUCUCAAGCUGAGUUGGAGGAUCUUGUUGCUGCGCGAGCGAGUCGCGACCCGGUUCCGAUCCUUAAGCACAAAGCGGACGCUGUCGUGAUGCGUCGCCUUAAGGACGUUGCUUUGCGAGGAUGCGAGGGCCAUGUUCGUACGCUUGCAGAAUGUUCAGAAGGUCGCCUGUUGUCUGUUGUCUGGCAUUGUCGUGCUUUCAGCAAGGCAGUCGAUCAGUGCAUGCGCGAAUAUGGAGCUGAUGAACAUCUGAAAGAUGAACUCCGCAGACGCCACGGCGCAAAGUAUCCCCGAGCCGUCAAAGGUUAUCGCGAAUCUUCAAAUAUAAUAGAAGAAAAGACGGAAGCGACUACAUAGAAAGGGAACGUGCAUCCGUUCUGCAAGCAUAACUCUGCGGCCUUGAAAACCAAAGGAGCAUCUAAGUUACAAGGUUUCGCUCGCAGCGUGUCUAGAUGUGCAGAGAACGAUGGCUACCGAGGUGACGCAGAUGUGAGGUCGCAGCGCUAUGGGGUGAAAAUUAUAGAAUCGCGAUGGGGAACUGGAUAUUCUCGAGGACACUUGUACAUUUUGCCAAUGUAGAAGUGUCGGGCAUGAAGGUCAUGAUUUCCCCAGCCUAUAGCAAGUGCGAGUAUUGUACUAAAUCUGAUUUAGGAUUUUAGAAUUUUAGAAACGAUACAGUUGCGUUUGCAACGCUAACCUAACACA
This is a messenger RNA of Chondrus crispus (carragheen), 841 nucleotides long. RefSeq lists its product as hypothetical. The coding region runs from base 110 to 493 and encodes 127 amino acids. The transcript is spliced from 4 exons. The record is from RefSeq and is a predicted model, not a curated record. NCBI's taxonomy places the organism in Eukaryota, Rhodophyta, Florideophyceae, Gigartinales, Gigartinaceae.